CCGGAUUGUAAGGGACGCAACCUCAGCACCGACACCACCGGGAGUGCGCCCAGCAGCGCCGCCAGGCCACCGUUGGAGGACGUCCCUAUUGUCAGGCCUGUAGCCCCGAUGCGUUCUACUCGCAUGAGCGAACUCAGCGGCCGUGGAAUCGGGGCAUUGAGCGUUCGAUCGGGCUUUCUCAUUCCACGCCCGUCCCAUCCCCCGGCCCCAUCCUCGCUCUUCGCGAUGCGGCGCCCCGGCGAUGCUCUGGGGGGGCGCCAUGCGAGAUGCUGGAAAUUCUCGUGGGCGCUUGGCGUUUGGCGUUUCCCGUUUCCCGCCCUGGGUUUAUUCGCUAUCUUCCCGCUUCCGCAUGCUCGACGCUCGUUCUCCUCUGUACAAUACCGUACUUCGUUUGUGAAAGGACGGCAGCCUGCAUCGUCACCCGCCCGGAGCGAACCCACGUCUUCGAGUGCCACUCCGUGCCACACCACCGUGACUACAGUGACCGAACCGCAUCGCACUGGCCUCCCGGUUCCCCAUACCCUGGUCUCUUAUACCUUCGCUGCAUCGCCAUCUUCAUCACCCCCACCACCACCUCUCUCCUUCUUUUGCACCAGCCAAAUCGCCUCACCACCACCUCAGUCCCUCCCUGCCAUCGCCGACUACUCUCGACCCGGGUCGAACUCUCAUCGACGUGGUUCACCCAGCAAGCUCCGCAAGGUGAAUCCGCGGAGCACUCACCAACAUUUCCCCAGCCCGCCCUGCAGCGUGCAGCUCAUCCACAGCCUCACAGCUUCUGGGACCCAGUUUGUGGACGGAUAAAAAGGGCCCAAGACCGCCCGAACACCCGGCACCCGGACGCCCGAACACCUUCGUGCGCUCGCAUCGCGUCCUCUUGGCCAUUUCCCCAGUUCUCAUUCUACGAUAUCCGGCUACGGGCUCACUCUCGGCUACUUACACCCUCACCUACUUCACUCCUCGACUUGUCGCGAUCGUGAGAGCUCCCACGCACGACCAGCUUCUAUUCAAAGUCGACCAGAAAAACAAACUGCCGUCACCACGUCGCCAAACAUAGCCUGAGGACGAUACCAACCACCAGGGAGAUCAUCUCAGAAAGAAAUCCGCCCCGAAAAUUCACCGUCGACGCUCGUAGACGUUGAGGCUCAAACGCUAUCCCCCUUCCUCGUCAUAUGACAAUUUGAUGCUUGGAUCGAUCGAUCGAUGAGCAGUGUUUGGCCAAUCACAACCCC
Messenger RNA from Ilyonectria robusta, 1229 nucleotides. RefSeq lists its product as uncharacterized. The transcript has 2 exons. The record is from RefSeq and is a predicted model, not a curated record. NCBI's taxonomy places the organism in Eukaryota, Fungi, Ascomycota, Sordariomycetes, Hypocreales, Nectriaceae. The coding region runs from base 267 to 977 and encodes 236 amino acids.